AUGUCUCGGUUGGUUCUGCAUUGCAAAGUCUCAAGCUUGUCAAAGACGUGCCUCAGGGAUUUUGUCUCCUACGCUCCCUUUCGCGCAAGUUGUCGGGUUAGGGGACACCCCGUGAAGCUUACUAGGGGGCACCGGCAAUUCUUCAGUUCUGAGGCUACUAGUUUGAAGAAAUAUCGAUUACCAUAUCACUCGCUGCCUAGUCUUACAAAUACUUCCCGGAGAUUUGUUUGUUCAGUUGCAACAGAACCAGUAGCAAAGGAAGUUGAUAUGGAUGCACCCAAAGAGAUCUUUUUGAAGGAUUACAAGCAACCUGAUUAUUUCUUUGAGAAGGUGGAUCUUAGUUUCACACUGGGGGAGGAAAAAACAAUUGUUAGUUCAAAGAUAGUUGUCUAUCCAAGGAUCGAAGGUUCUUCUUCACCUCUAGUAUUGGAUGGUGUUGAUCUGAAACUGAUUUCUCUGAAGACCAACAGUAAAGAGUUGAAGGAUGGUGAUUUCCACCUAGACUCACGUCACCUAACUAUUUCCUCACCCCCGGUUGGUAAAUUCACUUUGGAGAUUGUAACUGAGAUACACCCUCAGAGUAACACUUCUUUGGAGGGGCUCUACAAGUCAUCAGGGAACUUCUGCACACAAUGUGAAGCAGAAGGCUUUCGGAAAAUUACUUACUAUCAGGACCGUCCGGAUAUCAUGGCAAAGUACACUUGUCGCAUUGAAGGUGACAAGUCACUUUACCCGGUACUGUUAUCUAAUGGGAAUCUUAUAGAGCAAGGAGACUUGGAUGGAAACAAGCAUUAUGCAGUAUGGGAAGAUCCUUUUGUGAAGCCAUGCUAUCUUUUCGCAUUAGUUGCCGGGCAAUUGGUGAGCCGUGAUGAUACUUUCACAACUCGUUUGGGCCGAAAGGUGUUACUUAGAAUUUGGACUCCCGCACAAGAUCUCCCAAAGACGGCCCAUGCUAUGUACUCUUUGAAAGCUGCAAUGAAAUGGGAUGAAGAUGUUUUUGGACUUGAGUAUGACCUGGAUCUUUUCAACAUUGUAGCUGUUCCAGAUUUUAACAUGGGAGCCAUGGAAAACAAAAGUCUGAAUAUUUUCAAUUCCAAACUUGUCUUGGCAUCUCCAGAAACUGCAACUGAUGCAGAUUAUGCUGCAAUUUUGGGUGUUAUUGGACAUGAGUACUUCCACAACUGGACAGGAAACAGAGUUACAUGCCGAGAUUGGUUUCAGCUUAGCUUAAAGGAAGGUCUCACUGUUUUCCGUGAUCAGGAGUUUUCUUCUGAUCUGGGGAGCCGUACAGUGAAAAGAAUAGCUGACGUUUCAACGCUUCGAAUUUAUCAAUUUCCUCAGGAUUCUGGUCCCAUGGCUCAUCCUGUGCGACCUCACUCUUAUAUUAAGAUGGAUAACUUCUAUACAGGUAAGAGCCUUUUCCUUUUUUUUUUUUUUCCUGUGUAUGAGAAGGGUGCUGAAGUUGUAAGGAUGUAUAAAACCUUGUUGAAUAGUUCUGGAUUUAGAAAGGGCAUGGAUCUUUAUUUUAAGAGGCAUGAUGGGCAAGCCGUGACAUGCGAAGAUUUCUUUGCAGCCAUGAGAGAUGCAAACGGUGCUGAUUUUGCCAACUUCUUGUUAUGGUACUCGCAAGCUGGGACACCUCGGUUGAAGGUUGUUACUGCAUACAAUACCGAAACUAAGACUUAUUCUCUUAAGUUCAGCCAAGAGAUCCCCCCUACCCCUGGGCAGCCAGUGAAAGAGCCAAUGUUUAUCCCUGUAGCCUUGGGUCUGCUCGAUUCCAAUGGCAAAGACAUUCCACUUUCGUCUCUAUACCAUAAUGGACAGUUGACUGAAAUCGCCAAAGAUUGUCAACCAGUUUAUACUACAGUUCUCAGGGUCACUAAGAAAGAAGAAGAAUUUGUUUUCAAUGACGUUCAUGAGCGGCCUGUGCCGUCUAUACUGAGGGGUUACAGUGCUCCUGUUCGUUUGGAUUCAGAUCUUACUGAUGCUGAUUUGUAUUUCCUCCUUGCUAAUGAUUCGGAUGAAUUCAAUCGGUGGGAGGCCGGGCAGGUUUUGGCUAGAAAGCUGAUGCUCAGCCUAGUGUCGGAUUAUCAGCAAAAUAAACCAUUGGUUCUCAACCCGCAGUUUGUGAGUGGAGUUAAAAGCAUUCUUUGUGACUCGAAAUUGGAUAAGGAAUUCAUUGCCAAGGCAAUAACUCUACCUGGCGAAGGUGAAAUCAUGGACAUGAUGGAAGUUGCCGACCCCGAUGCUGUUCAUGCAGUUAGAGCUUUCAUCAGAAAGCAGCUUGCUUCUGAAUUGACACCAGAGUUGCUCCACACUGUUCAAAGUAACAGAAGCUCAGAGGCUUAUGUCUUUGACCAUCCAAACAUGGCCCGACGUGCUCUUAAGAACGUAGCUCUGGCUUAUCUUGGGUCAAUUGAAGAUGAAGAGAUAACUCAGCUGGCAUUGCACGAAUACAACAUUGCCACGAAUAUGACCGAGCAAUUUGCUGCCCUGGCGGCUCUUAAUCAGAAGCCUGGUAAAACUCGGGAUGAGGUUUUGGCUGAUUUCUAUAAAAAGUGGCAGCAUGAUUUCUUGGUGGUAAAUAAAUGGUUUGCCCUGCAAGCCAUGUCUGAUAUACCCGGCAAUGUCGAGAACGUUCGUAAACUCUUGAAUCAUCCUGCCUUUGACUUGCGCAAUCCAAAUAAGGUGUACUCGCUAAUUGGAGGAUUUUGUGGGUCGCCUGUCAAUUUCCACGCCAAAGAUGGGUCAGGCUACAAAUUUUUGGGUGAGAUGGUUGUACAGCUUGACAAGCUGAAUCCUCAGGUGGCAUCUCGGAUGGUGUCAGCCUUUUCUAGAUGGAAGCGUUAUGACGAAACCCGCCAAAAUCUUGCAAAGGCUCAGCUGGAGAUUAUCCUGUCGGCGAAUGGGCUGUCUGAGAACGUGUUCGAGAUAGCCUCCAAGAGUUUGGCUGAUUGA
Striga hermonthica is the source of this 2958-nucleotide messenger RNA. The record is from the annotation of a GenBank genome assembly. NCBI's taxonomy places the organism in Eukaryota, Viridiplantae, Streptophyta, Magnoliopsida, Lamiales, Orobanchaceae.